AUGAUUGAGGCAAUUUUACAAAGGAGUCAAAGGCUUUAUAGAAGUGCUUUUUCAUUACAUUCCAAAGGUUCCCUAACAAUCUGUAAAAAUCCUAACAAUAUGAAUGCGAAUCACAAAUUAAUACUACCAGCAAAAACAACAUAUACCUAUCCAAACGAUGUAAAUCCUCACAACGUUCUAAGUACUACCUGCCGAGUCACACGUACACCGCACCCAGUGAUCUUAAUUGCCACCGGCCUUGAGUCCACAAGCCCUCCAAUAGACCUAAUAAAAAUAGCUCUUCAAGAUGCCUGUUGCUUCGUUAUGCCGCACCCUCUCUUUUUCUCCUAUCACAGUAUUAUAUAUUUGGCUGCCCACGUUGCUUUGCCUCUUUCCUUUUAUAUGGCAGUGACCCCGGAAUUUGGUCCUUACAUUUACUUUCAACAAAAUAGACUUGAGGGGGCCAUACCCUUGAAUCUUGGCAACUGUCAAAAUUUGUUGCUGCUGACACUAUCUAAUAAUAACCUUAAUGCUAGCAUACCAGGAAAACUUUUCACAGUCUCCUUGUCAAUUAGAUUGGAUCUUGCUCACAACCGUUUGUCUGGAUCCUUGCCACUUGAGGUUGGAAACCUCCAACAUUUAGUAGAAAUUGAUAUCUCCGAGACUGAUUUGUCUGGUGAAAUUCUUGGGACUCUUGGAAGUUGUAGUAGCCUUGAAAACUUGUAUUUGCAGCAGAAUUCCUUUCAAGGAUCUAUUCCUUCAACAAUGGAAUCAUUGCGAGGUAUUCAAAAUUUGGACCUUUCUCACAACAACCUAUCCAGUCAAAUUCUGAGAUUCUUAGCGACUUUUUCCUUGAAGAAUCUCAAUUUGUCCUUCUACAAUUUUGAAGGAGAGUUACCAAUGAGAGGUGUCUUCACAAAUGCAAGUGCAAUAUCUGUUACUGGAAAUUAUAGGCUUUGUGGUGGCAUUCCUGAACUACGACUAGCUCGAUGCAGCAUGAAAAAAUCAAAAAACAAGAUGUCACUUUUGCAGACCUUGGCAAUCACGAUAGCUUCGGUAUUCAUUGGAGUAACCGCAGUAUCAUAUUUCAUCAUAUGUUUGUUCAAGAAGAAAAGAAAGACCGAACCUAAAGUUUCGUUGUUGGAAGAUUCAUUCUUGAAAGUCACUUAUGGAGAACUUGUCAAAGCAACUGAAGGUUUCUCUUCAACAAACCUUCUUGGUUUUGGUAGUUUUGGUCGUGUGUAUAAAGGUAUUAUUGACAAAAAUGGGGAGUUAGUUGUUGCGGUCAAAGUACUUGACCUUCAAACUCGUGGCGCUAUCAAGAGUUUCAUGGCAGAGUGCGAAGCUUUAAGAAAUAUUCGACACAGAAACUUGGUCUCGAUCAUAACUUGUUGUUCUAGUGUGGAUUUUCAAGGGAAUGAGUUUAAAGCUCUAGUUUACGAGUUCAUGCCAAAUGGAAGUCUAGAUGAUUGGUUGCAUCCAAUUCCAAAGGCAAGUAAUGGGCAGCGUGAGUUCAUGGGACUCGAUCAUGUGCAAAGAAUAGACAUUGCCAUUGAUGUGGCUUACGCACUCGAUUAUCUUCACCACCAAUGCGGAAGGCCGAUUAUUCAUUGCGAUUUAAAGCCAAGUAACAUCCUUCUUGACAGUGACAUGGUUGCCCAUGUUGGAGAUUUCGGUCUAGCUAGAUUCCAUGCGGAACUCACAACUCCUAGUGCAAGUAGUUCAACUGCAAUGUGGGGAACCAUUGGAUAUGCUGCUCCAGAGUAUGGUCUUGGAAGUGAGAUGUCAACUAGUGGAGAUAUUUAUAGUUAUGGGAUCUUAUUGUUGGAGAUGGUAACAAGGAGGAGACCUACGGACUGGCGUGACACGGACAAAAUAUUCGGGGCAGACUUUAAUCUUCAUAACUCUGCAAAGAUUGUCUUUCCCCAACGUGUUAUGGAGAUUGUAGACCCCAUGCUUUUAACCGAGGAGAAACAUGGCAAACAUAUAAUGGAAUAUCUGAUCCCCAUCGUAAAGACAGGAGUAGCAUGCUCUGCAGAGUCCCCUAAAGACCGAAUGAGUAUAAAUAUUGCACUCCAGGAGCUUCAUCUGGUCAAGAACAAUAUUUUGAAGGGAAAUAUAUUUUUGUAUUAUGAAUACGUGUUCUUGAGACUAGUUUUCUUGGUUAAUUGA
Molecule: messenger RNA, 2151 nt
Organism: Rhododendron vialii
Lineage: Eukaryota; Viridiplantae; Streptophyta; Magnoliopsida; Ericales; Ericaceae
Product: probable LRR receptor-like serine/threonine-protein kinase At3g47570
Exons: 7
Coding region: 1-2151 (716 amino acids)
Biological process (GO): protein phosphorylation
Molecular function (GO): protein kinase activity; ATP binding; protein binding
Source: RefSeq, a predicted model, not a curated record